CUGAUUCUCUGACAGUCUCCGGGUCUUGUUCCCAAAGCAGACUCUCUGGACUGGUUAAAACCACCACUCUGGGUUUUUCUUUCAGGCUCUGGGUUCCCUCGGUGAUGACCUCACUGCUGUUCCCUGGAGACGCUCAAGCUGCCAUGAAGGACCUCUCCUCGUCCUCUCCUCUCACCUCCCUUCUCCACUACUCCUCUUCCAAACCCUCUGUCGUGCCCUUCUCUCAGUCACCCGGUCCUGCCUCGUCGCCCGGGGUGUCGCUGUCGUCGGCGCCGCUCUCCAAACCGCAGCCCUUCUGUCUGCAGACUGGGCCACAUCUCAUUGCCAGCAUGCAGCUGCAGAAGCUCAAUUCUCACUAUCAGAACCUCGCCGGCGCCUCUCCUGGGCAUCCAGCUCCUGGUGGAGCUCCAAAGGGCUUCACACCGCUGGGUACGAGUAACCAGCUCCUGGGGCCACCUGGAGGCCUCGGAGGAGGGAACAUGGGAGUCGGGAUCAGCGUAGCCGGCCAGGGCACCACAGCGAGCGGAAUUAUCGACUUUGACCCGGUGGAUGAGGAAGUUCUCAUGUCUCUGGUGGUGGAGCUGGGUCUGGACCGAGCCAACGAGCUACCGGAGCUGUGGCUGGGACAGAACGAGUUUGACUUUAUGUCGGACGUACCGGCCGGGUGCUGACGUACAAAAGCCCAAGCAGGGGAUUUAAUCAACCAAGUGACGGAAAGCUUCUCUCACGGUUUUGUUUUUCUCUGUUCUCCCUUUCUUGGUUGAUACUGAGAAAGCAGAAGAGAUGGCG
Messenger RNA from Nematolebias whitei (Rio pearlfish), 789 nucleotides. RefSeq names its product Cbp/p300-interacting transactivator, with Glu/Asp-rich carboxy-terminal domain, 1 (gene cited1). Gene Ontology annotation, biological process: regulation of DNA-templated transcription. Bases 105 to 671 code for a protein of 188 amino acids. The record is from RefSeq and is a predicted model, not a curated record. Lineage: Eukaryota; Metazoa; Chordata; Actinopteri; Cyprinodontiformes; Rivulidae. Gene Ontology annotation, cellular component: nucleus. The transcript is spliced from 2 exons.